CCGUAGCUUUAUAUAACUGCACGGCGCUGCCAAAUGCCAACCAAACUAUAACGUGAAAAAUCACACUUUCCGAUUCUUUUGGCGUUGCCACCAUUACAAACAUCCUUCAGAUCUCUCUCUCUCUCUCACUAGAUCAAUUGUUUCACUAAUCCAUCAUUUUACCAGGAAAUCCAAUUCACAUCGCCGAUGGAAGAAGCUAAAGUUGUUGAGGUUAAAGACGGAACUACGGCUGCAUUCACUCCUCAUCAAGAAGUUAUUGAAGCUAAAGAUGGAGAUAUCUCUGUUCCUACUGCAUUUUCUGGUCAUCAAGAAGUUGUUGACGCCAAAGAUGGAACUAUCUCAGUGGCUUCUGCAUUUCCUGGUCAUCAAGAAGCGGUUCAGGAUAGAGAUCACAAAUUCUUGACAAAAGCAGUUGAAGAGGCGUACAAAGGUGUAGAUAGUGGGGAUGGAGGUCCUUUUGGUGCUGUUGUAGUACAAAAUGAUGAAGUGGUCGUAAGCUGUCAUAAUCUGGUCCUCAAGCACACAGACCCCACUGCUCAUGCAGAGGUUACAGCGAUAAGAGAGGCUUGCAAGAAGCUCAACAGGAUUGAGCUCUCAGACUGUGAGAUAUACGCUUCGUGUGAGCCAUGUCCUAUGUGUUUCGGCGCAAUCCAUCUCUCUAGAAUCAAGAGAUUGGUGUACGGAGCCAAAGCCGAAGCUGCUAUUGCCAUCGGGUUCGAUGACUUCAUAGCAGAUGCAUUGAGAGGAACUGGGUUCUACCAGAAGGCUCAUCUUGAAAUCAAAAGAGCUGAUGGGAAUGGGGCCAUGAUUGCAGAGCAGGUUUUCGAGAAAACAAAGGAGAAAUUUCAACUCUACUGAAGAAUAUUUCUUCACUUGUAAUUGUUUCCUAACACUCUCUCAAUCCAUUAACUCAACUAUUGCUCUGUUUUUAAUCUUGCUAUAUUUGUUGAUGCAUUUAGCUUUUGAGAUAAUGGGAUUUCUCAUAUUCUCUCUCUUGAUGAAAUUUAAAGAAAUUGCAGCCAUUGAUGACUUGACCUUCAUAUCACAGGCUGAAUAGAAUUGUAAAUGCAUAUAUUAUUAUGGAAUGAAUAGUCCUUGGCACAA
Molecule: messenger RNA, 1104 nt
Organism: Salvia miltiorrhiza (redroot sage)
Lineage: Eukaryota; Viridiplantae; Streptophyta; Magnoliopsida; Lamiales; Lamiaceae
Product: guanosine deaminase
Exons: 7
Coding region: 187-858 (223 amino acids)
Biological process (GO): purine nucleoside catabolic process
Molecular function (GO): guanosine deaminase activity; zinc ion binding
Source: RefSeq, a predicted model, not a curated record